AUGACAAAUAAACGUGAUGAUUUAGCUAUUUUAAAUUAUACAAAAGCAUUAACUAUUCAAAAAAGACAAUUACCCGAAGAUCAUCCAAAUAUUGCUCGAGAAAAAUUAAUGCAAGAAGCAUUACAAAUACGUCGAAAAUCAUUGCCUGGUAAUCAUCAUGAUUUUGCAUUGACCUAUAGUAGUCUGGGUUUACUCUAUAAAAUUAUAAUGAAAAAUGAAUUAGCUUUAGAAUAUUUUCUAAAAGCACGUGAAAUACAUCUUGCAUCUGGUGAACCUGAUUUACUUGAUCUUUUGAUUACUGAAAGAGGCAUUAGAAUGCUACAAGCUAGUGAUUAUCGCGUUUCAUCGCCAUCAUUAAAAUAA
This is a messenger RNA of Rotaria sp. Silwood1, 363 nucleotides long. The record is from the annotation of a GenBank genome assembly. Lineage: Eukaryota; Metazoa; Rotifera; Eurotatoria; Philodinida; Philodinidae.